Molecule: messenger RNA, 117 nt
Organism: Podospora pseudocomata
Lineage: Eukaryota; Fungi; Ascomycota; Sordariomycetes; Sordariales; Podosporaceae
Exons: 1
Coding region: 1-117 (38 amino acids)
Source: RefSeq, a predicted model, not a curated record
AUGAUCCCUCGGCAAUCGGGACCUCUCUCUGCCAAUCGUCUUGUCGUUGAUGUCAGCCGAAGAACCCCACCUGGGUUCCGCUUCAAGCCAAGCUUCGGGUCGGACCGGAUUUUCUAG